AUGAACGACCGUAAACCACCUUACAAACUGGUUACUCUUAAUGGUCGAAAACCUUAUGCAGAUGGCGAUAGAGCUCAAGCAGUAGUAGUAGAACAUCUUCAACUAGUCAAAACUUGUCAGGAAGAUCCAUCGCUUAUUGUAGUUGAUAUUGGUGCCUUUGUUGGAGAUUUUGGAUUAUAUGCCGCAGCAUGUGGUUGUCAAGUAUAUCUAUUUGAACCUCAACCAAAAAUGAUCGAUCUUAUUCAAACAUCUAUCGUAGUUAACAAUUUUUCUUCUUCACGUGUUCAUCUGAUUAAUAAAGCUGUUAGUAAUUUACCAUCGAAUUCUCAACUGACAUUUCUUGAAGAUGAAAGUGAUACAAAACAAACGAAUGGAUCUUUACACAUAUCAACGAUUCGUCUUGAUGAUAUAGACUGGCCACCGAAAUCAAAUAUAUUUCUAUUAAAAAUUGAUGUUGAAGGAUUUGAAUUAAAUGUUCUUCGUUCAGCUGAAAAAUUAUUUCAGAACAAACGUAUUCAACAUCUGAUCUUUGAAUAUACGGCUUAUUGGACUGACCGAUCAACACAGAAAGAUCUUUUACCAUUUGUGCAAAAUCAACUUGAUAGUAAGAAGCUGUAUGCAUUAGAUCGAACAGGACGAACUGUUUAUGGUCCACUAGAUCGAACAGUGCUCAAUGAUUUUCAUGAAAAUCACAUAAAGAGACAUUUACAAACAGAUAUCUAUGCAACUUUUGUCGAUUUAGAUAUAAAUACUACUAUAAAGUCAAAACCCUACGAUCCAUUAUCGUCGUUUGCAUGA
Rotaria socialis is the source of this 798-nucleotide messenger RNA. NCBI's taxonomy places the organism in Eukaryota, Metazoa, Rotifera, Eurotatoria, Philodinida, Philodinidae. The record is from the annotation of a GenBank genome assembly.